AUGCUGAGAUGGCUUUUUACAAAGAAUUUUGUAAUAUCCAUCAGCACUGAAAUCAUUAACUCUAGCUUCAUGAAUCAAACCUUCACAAGUAUACAAAAUUCAAGAUUCUACAAAGUUCCAAAUGUUUUUAUUUCUGAAAUCCCUACGAAGGAUUAUUUAUGCAGAAUACCAUAUACUGAGAAGUAUUAUCUAUACAAGAAUACCAAUUUUACAGAAAACAAUCUUCAAAUCUCUUUACUUGGAAAUUUCAAUUCAAAAUUAGUACAAUCUUUUCUUUCUCAAUCAUAUUCAAUUUAUCCGACCUUUAACAAUAACUCAUAUUAUGUUUUGUCAAAAGUGAAUACUUCCAUUUCUGACUUUAUAUUAGAAAAAGAAAUUAUUUCACAAAAUUCAGCUUACAUAUCCACAUCGCUUCAUUCCUUUUGCUACAAAAAUUCAUUUCGUGAUUUUAUUCGCUUUUUCAACAAAUUUAUUUCCCCAAUUUUAUUUUGUUUUGUCAUUUUGUUCUUAUUUUUUAAGCACUUACAUAUUAGAUUGCAGCCAAAAUCCGAUAACACAUUCAAUGUUUUCUUUGUUUCAUCAUCACAGCACUUACUUACUCCAUUUCCAAAAAAUAUUCCUCAAAAAGUCGUCAAAUUUCUGAAAAGCAUUCACUACACAGAAGACAUACCCAAUUUAGUCUUUGUUAGUCUUGGUAAUGGCAGCUAUGAACUCUUCCAAGUUGUUAUUUCCAAAAUUAAUUUUGGAAUUUUCCAGGUUUCUCUGUUCAGGACAUUCAGCAGUACGACAAACUGGGAGAGUACUACAUCCAUGAAGGGCUCAGUCUACCAGUACUCAGAUUGCGACGAAAUCGUGAAAUGUCCCGCGACAAUUAAUUUCUACUCAGACUCCACUCCGACAGCAACAGUUUCCAUCAAAACAGGACGGCAGAACUCGCAGUUUGUCAUCGGCUGCGACGAAAAGAACGAGCUUCCCCUUGGCCGCCAGUCCCUCGAGAUCGAAAAAUUUGUUUCCAUCCAGGAAAGUUUCUUCCGCGAGGGAAUCCUUUCCAAACCAUCGCUCUCCAAGUUCAUUUCGAUCAUGGGGAGCGUCUACCACAACAUGGACUACGCAGCCCUCGGAAUCUUCUUCUCCGACGGCGGGACAUUCAAAACAGUCGUGAAAUUUGUGCGCGAAAAGAAACUUUCCGAAAGAGUAGAAUCAGUCGCGAGAGAUCUCCUCGAAAACGGACAGCCGACGAACACAGAGGUAUCCUGGAUGAACUUCAACCAGUACAGGCUCGGCUGCCACACGAUAAACAUCGAGUCCACGAAGUACAUCAUUGUCUUGUCCGCCGACGCAUCCACGAACAUGCUCAGACAGACGGAGUUCUUCACUCACGCGAUUCUCACGAUUCUGAUAAUCCACAACCACGAGCACAUCGUGAAGAGGGAGUUCUCCAACGAAUUCAACACCCUGCAGAACCUGCUGUCGAAGAGCGAGUACCACAUCACUGUUUUCGAGGCCGUGGAAGGAAAGUUAAAGUGGAAGUCGCAAAGCAACAAAAAACCCAAAAUUCCUUUUGAAGUUGUUUUCAGGAGAAUUUUGGUUGCACUCAAAGAAAAGGAUUUAACUCACUUCUAUUUGAGUUUUUGGGAUGAAAACAACAACAAGGUCGUAGUACUCGUCAAUGCAAUGCACUCUAUGACGAGAGACAACGAAACAAUUUUGACAGUAAUUUACAGAGAAGUGACUGAAAUUUGGUCAAAGGAUAUUUAUGAUGAUAGCUACCUCUGCGAGUCGCUUUUGAGUGGAGUCAUGAUGAAUCUCACUAGAGUGAGCAAGGACGGAACGAUCGACUUCCAUGAGAAGUGCCAGAUAUUCAUGGGCGAGCAGCCUCCAUCGAAUUUCACUGUCCUGACGAAAAUUGGCCAGAGCAAAAUAGCAAAACAGUUCCUCAAUCAAAAGAUAGACAACAUGAAACUGCUGAAGAAAGACGGAUCUUCUGUUUCGGCAUCAACUGUGCCUGCAAACACAAAAGACUUCUUCUUCUUCUACCCUGACUUGGCAUUGUCCAAAAUGCUCUUAAUUGUCUACAAAAUGAUGCUCGGAAAUAAUCAAAAACCGUUCAAACCGUCACCAAGAUUGAAUGGGUCUAAUUCUGUCGAAGUGAUACAGCUGGACAACUCUGUUUCUUCUCUCAUGUCAUUGGCCGAUCAGAACAAAUCUUGCGCCAGUUUCGGAAGCAUCGUGUUCCAGAGAAAUGAAAAUAAUUCAUCAAAAAGUGACACAAGAAAAAUCAGGUCACCAAGUCAAAUCCAUCAGAAGCCGGAAAUCAUGAAUGAUAGUUUUAUUAUCAGUGAAGAAGGCGAAAGCAAUAACAGAGUCAUAAUCGAAAACAACGACGAUUUGCAACAAAAAACAAAACAAAAUUUGUUACAUAAAAGUGACACAACAAUAGAUCGGCGUUCAUUCAAUUUGCGUCGGAAAGGGAGUGCCAGCGAGAUGAAUUUCCACAUCGGCUACUCCAGCACACAGUCCAAGAGCGGCCAGAGGAGGAUGAGCGGCCUUCUCGACGACGACUACGAAGACAUCAGAGUUUCCAUCAUGGACAUCGUCAGAGACACUUUCUUCGACAUCAGGAUUCCCUCGACAGAGAAACCGAGAGUUGUCUGGGACAUGCCACACGAACUGAGCGACUCCCCGAAAGCGUUGAACCACCUUUUGUCAUUGACAGGAAUGGUUUAUGGAAGAGAUUACACCAAGUUCCUGAACUGCGUGAAAGACAGCUUUGUUUACGGAAUUUCAAACACAAUUCUGCUUCUCCACGACCUGACAUCGAUCAGGCCGUUUCUGGUGUCGGUCGAGAGAGUUUCGACAGUUCUGACUGUUGUUUUCGAGAGUCUGGAGAGGGAGUUCAUUACGAGCCACACGCAGAAUAUCGUGAUGAACGCGAUGGACACAAUAAAUCCGAGCAGACACAUCUACGCGUGGCGCCAUGUUUUCAAGGAAACAGAUGACGGCAUCCACAGCUCUGUUCCAAGUGGAUUCCACCCUGCAGUUUUCACAGACACAUCGUUUAGACUCGUUGUUUUGCCGCACCAGAGAAUACACUUGAUGAAUCAGAUGCAGUCAGGAAAUGUCGACACUGUUGUCAUUUUGAAUUUCGACAAACCAAAGUGGUACUACUUGAAGGGAGUGAUGACUGAGCAGGGAGAAAUACACGGAAUAUCAAUCUGCGCACCGCCUGGAUCGAUUCCGAUGUAUUUGUCGCCUCAGGAAAGGAUUUCUUCCGCAAAAAGAUUGAGAUUGGCUUUCAAGAAACUGAAGAAAAUCAUUAAGUUCGAUUCUUCUGAAUUGAAACAAGCAAUGGAAGAAGUCAAAGUUUCUGCUUAUUUCGAUUGA
Trichomonas vaginalis G3 is the source of this 3384-nucleotide messenger RNA. RefSeq lists its product as uncharacterized. The transcript has a single exon. NCBI's taxonomy places the organism in Eukaryota, Parabasalia, Trichomonadida, Trichomonadidae. Bases 1 to 3384 code for a protein of 1127 amino acids. The record is from RefSeq and is a predicted model, not a curated record.